Messenger RNA from Ceutorhynchus assimilis (cabbage seed weevil), 2236 nucleotides. The record is from the annotation of a GenBank genome assembly. NCBI's taxonomy places the organism in Eukaryota, Metazoa, Arthropoda, Insecta, Coleoptera, Curculionidae.
AAAAAUUGUAUUUAAUUAAUUGAAAGUUAGAAGCUUUUUUUGUUGAACAAAGUUGGUAUUUUUUGGAAUAAGCAAUAGAAAUGCAAAAAUGUUAAAAAAAAAUGACGAAUUUUUGAUUAUUUUCGAAAUUUUAGAACUUUCAGGCCCGCGGGCAUAAAAGGCGCCCUAGGGCGUAAAAGUACUACUUCGCGCCUUAAAAUGCGGGCGUAAAAGUGCACUUUUACGCCCGUUCGUGCAUAAAGGUUUAUUUAGCCACAAUAAAGUAUUCAUUAAGAGUACCAGUCCUUGUGGCGCCCUCUAGUGACAUGAUCGCUAACUGCCAAUUGCAAGACAACUGUGACAAAAAUAAACACCCGGAAAAUUUGAGUAUUCCUUCAAUUGAACAGCCAAAAUGCCAGAUCUAAAAGUAACCCCCUUGGGCGCAGGCCAAGAUGUAGGCCGAAGCUGCAUUCUACUAUCUUUGGGCGGUAAAACCAUUAUGCUGGAUUGCGGAAUGCAUAUGGGUUAUAACGAUGAAAGACGUUUCCCCGACUUCACAUAUAUCACUUCAGAAGGCCCUUUGACGCCCCACAUCGAUUGCGUCAUAAUUUCCCAUUUCCACUUGGACCACUGCGGAGCUCUGCCCUACAUGUCGGAAAUGGUAGGCUACAAUGGCCCCAUUUACAUGACCCACCCCACAAAAGCUAUAGCACCGAUUCUGCUAGAGGACAUGAGGAAGGUGUCAGUGGAAAAAAAAGGCGAACAGAAUUUCUUUACUUCCCAAAUGAUCAAAGAUUGCAUGAAAAAAGUUAUUGCUGUCACAUUACAUCAGUCGGUGAUGGUGGAUAAUGACAUAGAAAUAAAAGCUUACUAUGCGGGCCAUGUUCUAGGGGCUGCGAUGUUUUGGAUCCGUGUAGGGUCACAGUCAGUGGUUUAUACAGGGGAUUAUAACAUGACCCCUGAUAGGCAUUUGGGGGCUGCUUGGAUUGAUAAAUGUAGGCCUGAUUUGCUCAUAUCUGAGGCUACAUAUGCUACUACAAUAAGGGACUCAAAACGAUGCAGGGAGAAGGACUUUUUGAAAAAAGUACAUGAGUGUGUAGAUAGAGGUGGUAAAGUCUUGAUUCCAGUUUUUGCCUUGGGCCGUGCCCAAGAACUUUGUAUCCUCCUGGAAACCUAUUGGGAAAGAAUGAAUCUCAAAGCCCCCAUAUAUUUUGCCCUAGGUCUAACCGAAAAGGCAAACAAUUACUAUAAAAUGUUCAUUACGUGGACAAACCAGAAAAUCCGAAAAACCUUUGUACAAAGAAACAUGUUUGAUUUCAAACACAUUAAACCAUUUGAUAGGACUUAUAUUGAUAAUCCUGGUCCUAUGGUGGUGUUUGCAACUCCUGGCAUGCUGCAUGCAGGCCUAAGUUUACAAAUAUUCAAAAAAUGGGCCCCAAAUGAGAACAAUAUGAUUAUAAUGCCUGGGUUUUGUGUGCAAGGCACUGUGGGCCACAAAAUCCUUAAUGGAGCAAAAAAAGUAGAAUUUGAAAAUAGGCAAAUUGUUGAAGUUAAAAUGUCUGUAGAGUAUAUGAGUUUUUCUGCACACGCCGACGCCAAAGGAAUUAUGCAACUGAUUCAGUAUUGCGAACCUAAAAAUGUGAUGUUGGUUCAUGGAGAAGCUGAAAAAAUUGCCUUUUUAAAGGAAAAAAUCCAACAAGAAUUCAGUAUAAAUUGCUACAAUCCUGCUAAUGGUGAAACUAAUACCAUUAAAACAUCAGUUAAAAUCCCCAUAGAUGUUUCGCUGCCUCUAUUAAAAAAUGAAGCCAAAAAAUUCAACUCUCUACCACCAGAUCCUAAACGCAGAAGAAUCUUGCAUGGAGUGUUGGUAAUGAAAGACAACAACAUAAGCCUCAUGGAUGUAGAGGAGGCUUGCAAAGAGGCCGGAAUCGAUAGGCACGUAAUCAGAUUCACUUCCACUGUAUCUGUAAAUGAUACAGGCCCUUCCAUGUCCACUGCUCACAAAUUGCACACGUUUAUACAAGAAAAAUUGCCCCAGUGGGGGGUGAGUUUUGCCGAAGGUGAAAUAUCGGUGGAAUCUGUUUUGGUAAAAGUUGAAGGUGACGAUGACGAUUCCCAGAAAAGUGUUUACGUGUCUUGGACUAAUCAGGAUGAGGACUUGGGGAGUUUUAUUUUGGGGUUGAUUAAUGCAAUGGGUCAGUGAUGAGGAUUUGAGAGAAGUGGUUUAAUUUUAAGUACUAAUAAAAAGUUUUUGUAA